UGUUGUUAUUCUGGUUGUGUUGGUGGCGCUGCGUCGCCGUUGCUGACAGAUCCAGUGUCACAGAGUUGGGAUAUGGAGUGCGAGUGGUGGAGCUGGCCGGGACAUGUCUGAGUAGAAACCUGCAACAUUUUCCAACUCGUAUAGCAUUUAAAUCCCCGUGUUGAAGAUGGGGCAGUGCGGCGUCACGUCGUCUAAGACGGUCCUGGUCUUUCUCAACCUGAUAUUUUGGGCCGCUGCUGGUAUCCUGUGCUAUGUUGGAGCCUAUGUCUUCAUCACAUACGAUGACUAUGAUCACUUCUUUGAAGACGUGUACACUCUCAUCCCAGCAGUGACCAUUAUUGCAGUCGGGGCCCUCCUCUUCAUCAUUGGGCUCAUUGGAUGCUGCGCUACAGUGAGAGAGAGCUACUGUGGGCUUACAACGUUUGUCGUCAUUCUCCUGCUGGUUUUCAUGACGGAAGUGGCAGUGGUGGUUCUCGGAUACAUUUACAGAGCAAAGGUUGAAGAUGAAGUCAAUAGUUCCAUCAAGAAAGUGUAUGAUGAGUACAAUGGCACCAACAGCAAUGCCCAGAGUCGUGCCAUCGACUACGUUCAGAAACAGCUUCAGUGCUGCGGGAUCCACAAUUAUUCAGACUGGCAGUAUACACACUGGUAUGAAGCAUCCAAAAACAACAGCGUACCCAUCAGCUGUUGCAAAAAUAAUGCAGGGAGCUGCACAGGGUCCCUCGCUCAUCCCGAAGACCUCUACCAAGAAGGUUGUGAAGCGCUGGUUGUGAAGAAGCUGAAGGAGAUCAUGAUGUACGUCAUUGGGACUGCACUGACAUUUGCUGCCAUCCAGAUGCUGGGGAUGCUGUGCGCUUGUGUCGUGCUGUGCCGCAGAGGCAGAGAUCCUGCCUACGAGCUUCUCAUCACAGGGGGCACCUAUGCGUAAAGGACAACACAUUUCUCACCAUAACACUUCCAGAAUGUACUUGUGUCACUGGUGAGAGCAUGGAAAUAAUCUAUUACCACACUAACCGUAAAACACUAAUCACACCGAAGUCAUGUAUUUUACUUGUUUUUCCAAAAAAAAGCUAUUGACCAAAUUCUUUAAUGGUCAAUGUAAAUGAGAUGUAGAAAGCAUUGUGUUGCUCUGAGGCUGGCAUGAGGGUGCAAGACCUCAUUCUUCAAAUCAAACCUGGUUAGUCAUGUAUGGUGUGAAGUGUAGACAGGGUCCUUUCCUCAUGUUAGUUUGCACUGUGUCUUGCUUUGCUUGAAUAUUUUAUACUUAAAUAUGUCAUAUACUUGAAUAAAAGACUGUAAAUUGUACCCUGUAUUACUACUACUACUACUACUACUACCAGUACUACUACUACUACUACUACUACUGCUGCUACUGCUACUGUUCUACUUCUGCUGUCGAUGUAACAGCUCAGUUUUGGUUAACAGCUCACCUUUCACCAGCAGCAAUCUGUCACGAAAUAGUGGACAGCAACCUAACUAUUUAACUUAACUGGCUUUUUCUUUCUUUAAAGAAUCAACCCUUGUAAUCCCCUUCAGUAUGUGGGUUUUUUUCAGUAGUAAUGCAUUCUUAACUCUAGACAGACUUUGUCCUGUAGCUGCUUUGUUUGUUAUUGUCUCAGCAGUCUACUGAUGAUAGUUUUAGAAUUUGAUUUGCUGAUAUGUAGCAAUGGCAAGACUCAAGAAUGUAAAUAAAAUGUGAGUAAAGUUUGAAA
Molecule: messenger RNA, 1712 nt
Organism: Chelmon rostratus (copperband butterflyfish)
Lineage: Eukaryota; Metazoa; Chordata; Actinopteri; Chaetodontiformes; Chaetodontidae
Gene: tspan3a
Product: tetraspanin 3a
Exons: 7
Coding region: 167-928 (253 amino acids)
Biological process (GO): protein maturation; regulation of vascular endothelial growth factor signaling pathway; protein localization to plasma membrane
Cellular component (GO): membrane
Source: RefSeq, a predicted model, not a curated record